Molecule: messenger RNA, 780 nt
Organism: Effrenium voratum
Lineage: Eukaryota; Dinophyceae; Suessiales; Symbiodiniaceae
Source: the annotation of a GenBank genome assembly
AUGGUAGCCUCCCUGCGCCCGGCUUGGGACGUGGCCUGCCUGGACGCCUUCGACGCCCACGCCACGCUGCCCGCCUUCCUGCGCCAGCUGCUGGCGUACCAGAACCAGCACCGAGGGGCAGCCUCCUUGGACGGCCUCGUCGCCGCCGUGCUUGCAGUUCUGCAGGCGCCCUUGGUGCUCGUCGUGCACAACGUGGAGGAGCUGGCGCCGGCGCACCAGGCGGCUUUAAGCGCGUUGGCCAGGGAUCCCAACGUGCGGCUCGUGGCCUCCGUUGACCAUCUUUGGGCACCGCUGCUUUGGAGCAAUGACAUGCUGAAGGAUUUCAACUUCUGCAGGGAGGAGGUCCACACUGGCGAAAGCUAUGAUCUCGAGCUACGGGGCAAGUUUCCUGACAUGCCGAGUUGGUGUGACCCCUUCACUGUGGAGGUGGCAUCCAAGGUGAGCAUCGGCUUGGUGCUGAAGAGCCUCACCAACAACCACCGGGAGCUGGUGGAGGUCAUGGCGAAGAACCAGCUGGAAGGCAGGAAGGAAGGCAUUUCGAUGCCAGAUCUCUUAGCUGUGGCGGAGGAUCGAAUGAUCGCCUCCAACCUUACGAAGAUCAGGCGUCUCUUAAAUGAGCUGACGGAUCACGACAUUGUGGUGCAAAGGCAGGGUCAGGAUGGCACCACAGUCUACGUGCUGCCAGUAAAGCAGGCGCUGUUGAGGCGCUUGGCCCAGGGCGAAGUUCCCUGCGACGACGCUGAUGACAGGGAUGAGGACACUGACAUGGAGGACGCCUGA